AUGGCAGAAGAGCCAGCAUUACCAGGUCCUCAGGAUGCGCCUGGCGAGGCUGCUAAAGAGGAUGGUAGCCCCACUGAGGAGGCCGAGGAGGUUGAAGAUGAUGGUGAGCUUCCAGCCAUGAAGUUCAGAAACUAUCUUCCCCAUGAUGAGCAACUCCGAGGUGGCAAGCUGGCUCCAGUGUCUCUUCCUAAGUUUGAAGACCCAAUUAGUGCUGAAACUGCAGAACCAAAGGAAGUGGAGAAUCCUUUUGGAAACAUAGCUCCAAAGAAUCCAAAUUGGGAUCUGAAACGUGAUGUGCAGAAGAGAAUUGAUAAACUGGAAAGGCGCACACAGAAAGCAUUGGCUGAGAUUGCAUUGGAGCAGCAGAGGGAGAAGGAAGCCUUGGAGGAAUCUCAAGAUUGA
Messenger RNA from Miscanthus lutarioriparius, 402 nucleotides. NCBI's taxonomy places the organism in Eukaryota, Viridiplantae, Streptophyta, Magnoliopsida, Poales, Poaceae. The record is from the annotation of a GenBank genome assembly.